CUCAUUAUCAAGAAGAAUUUCUCCCACAACCAGAAGGGCCAUCGGAACUGGAGUUACCCAUGGCGGCCUUCAUGGGCCAUUUUGCAGAGCCAUGCUACACUCCACAGCCAGAUCCAAACUAUAAAUUGAGGCUUCUCAUGGAGGAGUUUGCUCGAGACAGUGAGAGAUCAUGCUCCAGGAUGGAUCAUUGUAUCCAGGCCUAUCGUGAAAUGGAGGAGAUCCUCCCGAGCCUUAAGAAGAGCGUCGAUGAUCUUGAGCAAUCUUGUGCACAACCUGCUCCAGAUGACCCUCCUGCUACCAUACUAGAAGAGGAGGAGGAAGAAGAAGGCAACAAGGACAUUGUGGAGCACACUGAAGUUGUCACGGAGAGCUCCCGUGAUGAUCAUGAUCAGGAAUGUCCUGUCGUAGCCGACCACACCUUCCCACAUCCCAAACUGAGCUUUGAAGAGGCGAGCAUGAGUGAGGAGAUGCAAGAAGAUCUCAUGAAAGAAAUUGCUUGGCAACUUGCUCUCCAAUCCGUGCUAGAAGAAGAAGAGCAAGAAAGGGUGCAGAAAGAAGUUGUGGAGGAUGACGAAAGUGAAGCAGGAGGAGUUCUUGAUCAUUUCCCAGGGGUGAUACCACAUGAACAAGGAAGGGAGGUUGAAGAAGCAAUUGGUGUUCAGGCCGAGGACGAAGUUAAGGUGGAAGAGGCCUGCACCGGCCAUGAGUUGCAAGUAAUAUCCCCACCAAACUUCGAGGAACUGCUUAGCAAGGAGCCAUUUGCAGUGUCUCUUUGCCAGACCAAGGCCACAUCGACAUCGGUUCCUCUUGGUGGACGCGAUGGUGGUCAAUCGAUGCUGUCAUAUCUAGUUUGGGGCAAUGAGACGAGAGAAGAGAAGAAGAGGUCUCGAGGGUGGAGACGUUAUCUGCAUCAAGUGCACGAGCUUCCAUCACCUGUCAUACCACAUGCUCGUGGCUUGAGACUCCACCUCAUCGACGAGAACCUCAACUUCAAGGAGGUUUUGGGGUGGACCGAAACUUAGGAGCCAUCGUCCGGCUCACGAUGUGAAAGAAGCGCUUGUUGGGAGGCAACCAACCAGUCGGUUUGCAUUUCUUUCUCUAUUUCUCCUUGGUUGAGUCAGUUUUGUUAUUUGAUUUUAGAGUCAAUAACUCAACCUUUGUGCGAUUUUGUGUGGUGUUUGUGUUCUGACCACUCUCUCCUCCUAGAAUACACCUCCUGCCCCAUCCACCAUCAUUCACCCUGGAUCUGGUAACUUCGUUCUACCCUCCUUAUCUUUCCUCCAUUGAGGACAAUGUCGUGCUUAAGUGUGGGGGGAUGUUCGAUUAUGUAUGCGGGUGAAUGUUGGCUUUUUGUGUGCUUGGAUCCUAGGCCACUGUCCAAAUUUUUAAAUUUGAGGGCUCCAAGUACAUGUUUCCUUGCAAAUUGCCUGCUCAGUAUGCUUUGAAUUGACAGUCUUUAUAGUAAUAUGCAACCUAGGGAGGUAGUGUAGCACUAUGGAGGAUGUUGAUGCAUUUAAGAAGUCUCCUUUCUUCUUCAUAUUGUGUUGGUUGAUUGUGUGAAUAAGUGAUCUUAGGACUC
Linum trigynum is the source of this 1579-nucleotide messenger RNA. Lineage: Eukaryota; Viridiplantae; Streptophyta; Magnoliopsida; Malpighiales; Linaceae. The record is from the annotation of a GenBank genome assembly.